Molecule: messenger RNA, 3186 nt
Organism: Pogoniulus pusillus (Red-fronted tinkerbird)
Lineage: Eukaryota; Metazoa; Chordata; Aves; Piciformes; Lybiidae
Gene: UEVLD
Product: UEV and lactate/malate dehyrogenase domains
Exons: 12
Coding region: 40-1479 (479 amino acids)
Biological process (GO): pyruvate metabolic process; protein modification process; endosome to lysosome transport
Cellular component (GO): ESCRT I complex
Molecular function (GO): L-lactate dehydrogenase (NAD+) activity; ubiquitin binding
Source: RefSeq, a predicted model, not a curated record
CGGCACGGCGCGCAAGGGCUGCCGGGAGCCCGCCCCGCCAUGGCCGCCUGGGAGCCGGCGCUGCGCGAGCAGCUGCGCAAGUAUAAGUUCAGAGACCUGACCAUAGAAGAACUAAAGAAUGUUAACAAGACCUACCCAAACUUCACAUUCUCCAUGAACACAUACACCUUCAAAGAUGGAUCCCAGAAGGACCUCCUGAAUUUUAGUGGUACUGUUCCAGUGAAAUAUGGUAAUUCCUAUAACAUACCUAUUCGUCUGUGGAUUCUGGAUUCUCAUCCCUUUGCUCCCCCCAUUUGCUUCUUGAAGCCAACUGUGAACAUGGGCAUUUCAGUAGGAAAGCACGUUGAUGCUCGUGGCAGGAUUUAUUUGCCCUACCUGCAAAACUGGAGCCAUCCUAAAUCAACUAUCAUUGGAUUAAUCAAGGAAAUGAUUGCAAAAUUUGAGGAAGAGCUCCCUUUAUAUUCACUGUCAUCUUCUGAUGCAGCCAGGCAAUCAGAACUUCUCUCCUACAUUGCGAAGAUUACUGAAGGAGAGACAGAUGUGAAAUCAAAGAGUAAGAUUGGCGGAGGCAAAACUGAAGGAUGUUUUAACAAGAUUACUGUUGUUGGAGCUGGAGAUCUUGGCAUUGCCUGUGUGCUGGCAGUUGCAGCAAAGGGUGCUGCAGACAAAGUGGUUCUCUUGGAUCUUUCUGAAAGUGCAGCAAAAGGAGGGACUAUGGACUUGGAGAUCUUUGCUCUGCCAAAUGUGGAGAUCAGUAAAGAUUUUUCUGCCUCAGCUGAUUCAAAAGUUGUGGUACUCACUGUCAAUUCUCUGGGUAAUGCUCAGACUUACCUUGAUGUCAUACAGAGCAAUGUGGAUUUGUUCAGAGGAAUUAUCCCUACAGUAUCCCACUACAGUCCAAACUCUGUUCUCCUUGUCGCUUCUCACCCAGUUGAAGUAAUGACAUAUGUGUCAUGGAAGCUGAGUGCAUUUCCCAAAAGCAGGGUGAUUGGAGUAGGUGCCAACCUGGAUACAGAGAGAUUUCAGUAUAUACUGGCAAACCUUUUGAAAGCCCAGGUCCCAGCAAAAGAUGCUUGGAUUAUUGGUGAACAAGGGGAAGACAAAGUGCCAUCGUGGACCAAUUGUAAUUUAGCUGCAAACCAGACAGAAGCAGUGGCUGCUCGUAACUCAAGGAAGGCAGUGGCUAACAGAGCUAUGGAAGUUCUAAAGGGAAAGGGUCUGAGAUCUUGGUCUGUUGGGCUCUCUGUUGCUGAUUUGACUGACAGUAUACUGAAAGAUAAAGGAAAGGUUCAUUCUGUAUCCACUCUGGCAAAGGGAUGUUGCAGCAUUAACAGUGAAGUAUUCUUAAGUCUGCCAUGUGUUCUUGGAGCCAAUGGAGUGAUUGAAAUGGUUGAACUGGAUGAAGAUUCACUAGUGCAGGAGAAACUGCAGAGCAGUGCAGGAUCAAUCCAUGACCUCCAGCAGCAACUGAAAAUGUGAGCAAGCAGUGGCUUAGCCACGGGGUCUGCUCGCAGCGGUCAGAGAUCUGCUAUGCAGAAAUGCUUUCUUGGUACACAGGGAUUUACACAUAAAACGAGAAGGUGUUUUCCUUUCCUUCCAAAAAGUGCUAUCUCCAUUUGGGUUAAAUUAUUCAAUGCUGCACUGCAGACUAAUUUCUUAUUUGAAAGGUGCACUUUUGAUAGCCAAAAUGAGCAGGGUAAUGUGCAAGAGUGUUUUACCUAAACCCAGGUGGCUUUUGCUGGUAGCUUUUUGCUACUUGUACCUUAAUUCUUGGGUUUUGUUAACUCUUUGCAGCUCAUUAGGGAACAGACUAGCAGAGCAGCUUAUCCAGCUCUGCAGAAGCUCCAGUUGAACUCUUCUAGUUUUUACUUGCUGCUUUAGAGGCUUGCCCAGAAUAUGGUCACACUCAACUCCUCAAGGUGUGGGGAUCGCAAUUCCAUAGCUUGGUCUUUCAUGCUUAUCCUAGGUGCUCUUGUGUCAAUGGACUGUUGCUAAAAGCACAACAUUAACAGUAUCCAGACCUGAAGCACUGGAUAGGAAUUUUUGGUGUAUGUCCAAUGAUGUCUGAGAGUCUGGUCUUGAUUGUUUGCUCUUACUCUGUAAGGACGUUCAGAGUGCUCAAGCAUCUUCAGUUCCCAGUACACAAAUACUCUUAACCUGUGCAGCACUGGAGCAGUUGCUCUUCCUGAAAGGGAAAAGAUGGAGUUGGCUUCAGAGAAAGAGUGAAAUCUCAGAGUUGCCUCAUGCAGGAAUAACUGUGAGUUCAGGCCUUGAUCCAAGGCCAGCUGCUGUCCAUCAGCCAAAGGCGAACACAUCUACUUGAGAAAGUAACCUGUAUAGCCUCCUUGUGGCAGGCCAAGGAUGUGGUGGAAAAGCAAUGGCAAAGCAGGUAUUUUUAAGAUAAAGGCUUUUAGAGAGGUUCUGACUUCUUGAUUCACUGUGUUCAUAAAAGACUAUUCAUCCUGAUUGUACUUCAGCAUCACAAUGUAGGCAGAGAUGUGGGCUCCACCCCUGCUAUGUCAGCUUAGGAGCAUCAUUCCAUGGUUCUUUUGAGGUGUAACCUCAAAUGGAGGUUCCUAAGCAAAAAGCAGGAUCUGUGUUGGAGCAGAUCUGUUCCUUUGUGCCUUCCAGUUGUAUCUCUGAGUCAGACUAACAAGGAAUCCUGAGUUUAUAUUAUCUCAGAAUUAAGAUAAAAAUAGAAAGGAAAAAACCCUCAGUAAUUAAUUUUUUUUUCCUCUCAUGGACUACUCAAUUUUCCUUCUUUGUGGUUAGUGAUAGGACAAAAUGAGUGAUGGCUGCAGGUGACCAGCUUUGCAAAAAAAGCAACCAACAUAGUGGCUGGGCUUCAGUUUGGACUUUUUUUCCUCUUGCUCCGUGACAAACACAAUGAAAUUAUGGCUUUACUUUGUUUUUCAAGGUGUUUUAAGUGUUUCAUCUGGUAUUCUGGUUUGGGGAGAGUUUGUUUAAAUGCAUAGUUUUAACCGUAAAAAGCUGCAACUUCCUCCAGGGGUGUUAGCUUGUCGAUGAUGCUGUCAAGUGAGUAAAUGUGGCUCAGCGUUCCCGUUUGUGUCAUAUUCCUUGAAAAACAACCAAAGGACUGUCUGAGCUCAUUCACUGUGGUGGGAAACGGCACUUUACGUUCGCACGGGAAAUUAACUCCCAGCAAUAAACUGCGCUGCAAACAGA